AUGCAUCACUCUGAUAGGCUCCUGUUUGGUGUUUCGUUAAAAUGAUGCUCUUUUCCUCACAUAAACUAUUGUUCUAGUCUGUGUUUUCGCCCCAGUUAAGCUUGGUAAGCUCGCCGUGGACCACCCCUCACUGCGGUGCAGUAGUGAAGGAUAAAUAUAUCCCCCUCCUCCACCACCACCACCUCCUCCUCCCUCUCCUUUCGUUGAGUCCGCAACAUCCCGACUGGCCGAGGCUGGCGAUCGCAGGGAGCGGCAGCGGCAAACAGCCCCCACAAGACGGAUGAAUUAGAGAAGCACCGCCACCCCCCUUUAUCUUUUCUUGAUUUCUGUAGAGAAGAGCCGGGCUGUAAACGCUGCUGCUCGUCUUGACAGUGUGAAGCGGAUACAAGGUUAGUAAAAACAAGAGUAUUUUCAUUUACAUAGAGGUUGAAACAUAAGAACGAGCUGAGAAAUCAGUGCAGAAAAAAACAGUGUUUGACCAGCUCGGUGUGCAUGAGCAGGGGAACAGUAAUCCUCUAUUUGUAUGCAGGACGCUUUGCUGGGGUCCUUCUUAGCCAUGGUUACAUCUUGGCAUGAGCAAGUUGUUUGUCCAACUCCUUUAACUUCAACUUCAAGAGCCUGACACACAACUCAUACACACCCACACACACUCAUCCAGGUACAAGUGUAUUAUUCUCUCCCAGGAGGUAGCCAUUUGUCUGUUUUGUUACUCUGAUGCACCAUUCUUGGUCAUUCCUGUCAGGGCUAAAUAUUCUGUGAGGUGAGUCCCCAGCGCCUCUCAGAUCACAUAGCACUGCAGCUGCCCUGCUGUACAGCAGACCAACUGCAAGAGCUAUAAUAGGAAGGAGAGGUAGGGUUGCACAGCUGACAGUGCUGAUUCCUCUGCAGUCCUAUUUAAGUCACUGCCCUGUGGAUCCAGAGGGCUUAUUAGUGAAAUGCCACCUCUUUAAAACACCUCACUGUAAGUCUGGCACGAAAAACAAGUGCUGAUUGACGUUGGCACACAAUAAAUUACCUGUAGCAUUUUAUUACACACAUGUGCUUUUUCAAUUGUUGAUCUAUUUGGCUGUUUUGUAACCAAAUCCUCACAGUGACGUAUGCAGCCUCCAGAACCCUUUAUGAGUUGUUGUGUAAAUCAAGGUCCGUAUUAUGAGUCACACUUUUAGAUGAGAGCCCACACAGCCUCUAAUGCACACAGCAGUUGAGGGAUGCUUUCACUAUAACGUUUCAGGUGCAUCCUUAGAAUAAUCAAUCAAAACUAGACAGUAACACAGACCCCACAACGCUUCAUAAACCCUCACACCAUAUUACAGACUGUACAUUAAUUCUUCAAGAAAUGUUUGCUCAUUCUUCAUAUCCAUGCUGCUAGUCUUUUACCAUGUCUGAUAACCCACUACCGAUUGUUUUUUGAACCCGUUAGGCUUCCGUUAGAUUCACCAUGGGGAUCAAGGCUGCCCUCCCCAGAUAUGAGCUGUAUCUCUACAGAGCCGUUCUUGUCGGGGCCUUGAUAUGGGCAGGCAGUUGGAUAUUUGACGCUUCAAGUGGUGAGUGCGCAACAUGUCAAGAGAUGUCCUGAGCACAUGCCACACUGUCGAUGUAGUUCAUUUAAAAAUCAGUGACAUAGUGCUUGAGUGUCAUUAGGUUACUCUUAUCAAAGUCAGGGUGAAUGACAACUUUUUUGGACAGCUGCUUCAGGACUUCUCUGACAUUUAUGUUUGUGAUGACAUGAACUCACUGAAAAAUUACAGCUCAUGUAAGGAAGAGAAACAGCUCUUCAGGUGUCACAUUUGAACCUGAAUCUGCAUCGAACAGGGAGCAUUCAGCAGAUAAAAAGAGAAGCUGAAACCCUCAGGAAUUCCUGCGUGUUCCUAUUAAUAUGUAGACAAUUUAAAGAUGCUCUAAUUAGUUUUCUUGUUAAAACAAACGACAGAGGAAGAGGAGUUAUACAGAGACAAGCAAUCCCAAACCUCAGCCUCCUGAAAGUCCAUGAAAUGUUUACAUGUCAGGAAAACACUCAAGCUGAAUAGACUGAGUGUAAUCCAGUGAGUGGUACAGUCUGUCACAGUCUGUGCAGUCAGAUCAGCCCGACCAGUCAUGUUGUCACUCAUUAUUUUGUCCUGAGCGUUUUACUUCAGGAGUUCCUCUGUGUGUCUUGAAAUUGUCCAUUUUUGGCUGCUCAGUCUGAGGGCAUUAAUGCAGCUCAGGUCUGCACGCUACAGUAGCUCUGUAAUACAAGCCUGGCUGCAUUCCCAGAAGUAAGAGGCUUUCCCUGACCGACCCCUUGCUUUUUCAUAUCCUUUUUCACAGCCAUUAGUGUGAUCAGAUGAAACAGGAGGAAGUACUGUAAGGGUGCAAGGCAAACCCUUUAGCUGCUGAAAGUUAAACGUCAGUCUGCUCACAUUUGUUUUGAAUGUAUUUUCAGCAUUUUUCUUGAGUGUUUCAUUCCAGUUGUAGAGCAAACUAAUCUCCUGAAACCAGGUUAGGAAAGAAUGAGUGUAGAUGUGUGAGUGUCCAAAAUAGAAACACUUUCUAAUGAGUACAUUAUGUAAUAUUUGAUGUUCUCGAGUGGAUUGAAUGAGCUCUGACACCUUUAAUUCACUGAGAAUAACUCAGCAGUUCUGUGGUUCAUCAUGUCACAAAUUUGCACCUGCAAGACCCGUUUUUACUCAAAAUGUAUGGAGCUCAUAUUAUUAUUAUUAUUAUUAUUAUUAUUAUUAUUAUUAUUAUUAUUAUUAAAAAUAAAACUUUAGAAUUAGCCCUAUGAACCUUUAAAGCCUCAGUGAGGAACUUUACAUUUGUGUUCAUUUUGGCGCCCCUGCAGACAAAGCAGUCUUUUCCAGCCUUGUCCUCUUAAACAGUGUCCUCUCACAAGAAAAAGUCUCAUCCUGCUCACAUUUGACAGUCAGAUCUUUGAUGAUUCUUGAUUCUUCAUCUGCUUGGCUGACACCAACCUCCGUGUGUCAGUUUCAGGCAUUAAAAAUCUUCAAUCUUGUAGCUGGUGGUCUUGUUUGCUUUUAAAUAUCAUAAAUAGGCUUCAAUAUGAAUUUCAGUCUAUUUGACUUGACUGUUAAAAAAACUUAGAAGAGCUUUAAGCAUUACAGUGUAACACCACAGAUUAAAGCUCCUGUGAGGAGUUUUUAGCCACUGGUAUUUGUUAUUUUUUUGCCUCUACAUGACCUAUUAAAAGCACAGGAGACCAUCAGUAUGACAGUUUAUUAUUUCUGCGUAAUUAUUUUUUAAGAUCUAAUACCACAUCACUAGAAAUAUUUACCAACUGCAUCUAAUUUAAGAGCCUUUUCUUACAUGUGCCACAAAAACUUUUUCAGGGCUAUUCAUUUAUGUGUUUUAAGAAAUCAGGACAAAAAUUUUUGGUUAACAAAAAAGACUAGCACAUGUUGGACAAAUCCCCAGAUAAAUAUGAUGUAUUUCUUUGUCCACAGAGGGCACCAAAAUCUAAACAAACCAGCCUUAAACGUCAUAACUUAAAAUGAUUGAACAGCCAUUUUAAUAAUUAAUUUGUUUUCUUCUUUAUUCAGAGAAUGUUGACAGAAAGUCGUUUAAAGAAAGUGUGAGACCAGGAUGGCAUUACUUUGGCAGGAAAAUGGUAGGUUUCACAUAUAGUAACACUUGAGUCUUUUUGUGUGCUACAGCAAUAUUAAAUGGUAUAAAACUGAAACUUGCUGUUAGUGACAGACAUUUCUGAUCCACAGGAUGUUGCGGACUUCGAGUGGAUAAUGUGGUUCACAACAUUCCGCAAUCACAUCCUUUUUGCUCUUGUCGGUCACGUUAUCUUUGCCAAGAUUUUCACUGUGAUAGCUCCAAAGGUGCGUGCAUGUUUGUGCAUGUCCACAAGCUAGCACUUUAAUCUGAUCGCAUACAGGUAUUACUGCAUGUGUCAUACUAUGUGUAUCUCUGUGUUCCGUAUAAAUGUGUGACUGUUUUUGUUUAUAUGGCUGCACUUGUGAAUGAACUUGAAAUGUUAUUUUAUACAAAAAAAGGCCUUGGACUGUCCAUGUAUUCUUUAUUAGUCUGAUUCAACACUGUUUUCUAUUCAAUCGAAGUAAAUUGUCUAUGUUUAUUUGUACCUCAAGAUCAAUCAUAUGAUUGUCUUGAUGCGUGUGCAUGGUUUUUAUUCUGAUAUGCAGUUCAUAGAUGGCACCAAUCAUCAUUUUUGUCAAUAUUUGGACAUAUUUAAAACAGAUGAAUAUGUUUUAAACAUGUUUUCUGUCUUAUUUCAUGCAUACAAUGAAGAUUGGUAUAGAUGGAUGUAAGGUAACAUUAAUAAACUUGUCAAUUCAUAACCUUUUUCUGUCAUGUGUUUUACCCUAACCUGAGUCUUGGGUAUUAGCUCUGUCUCUUACUAACACAUUUUAAAGUCUUCAUCCUAAUGAAAAACCCAGUGUGGUAGAUACAACAGCAUUCAUAUACUAACAGCACUCUACAUGUGUGCUAUGUUAUCUUUCAUCAGUGCAAAAAUCUUAUCAUGAGCUCACACUGACGCUGGCUCCUCUUUCCCCACAGCACAGAUCCUUGAUCUUUGGCGUGUACGGUGGUUUAGCAGUCCUCGUGACCAUGGGCUGGACCUUCAUGGCUCUGGUUCUGUCUCACUGCAUCAUUCUCUACAGUAUCGCUCUGGUCAAGAGCAAGUGGUUGAGCUUUGCAGCAGGCCUAGCAACACUGGCCUCCAUCAAGAUGGAGCCUUAUAACUCUUGGCAGGUGAGAGAGGGGGUUCAUGGUUUAAUGUCGUUACAAAACGCAGAGAGCCUUAUCCCCUGAUUGAGAACAAGAUGCAGAAAAAGCUUUAUUAUGUUGGGAACUUUAAAUUUAGUAGGAGGGUCUUGAAGCAUGUUUGAAAUGGACAAACAGACAGUGAAAGUAUUGGUGAAUAAAAGCAAAAUCAUUAAAUAGUUUAUCUGAUUUGAAACAACUGAGGGCUUUGUAAGGCUCCUGCUGAGAAUGCCAGUGAGGAAGCAUUGAAAAUAAUGCCAGAAUACACAGAGGGGGGUAAUUUAAAAAUAAAGUAAACAUGCUACAAUAAGUAAUUAAGUAUAAUAAAGUAAUAAAAGUAAAACAAUUGUAUGUUGAGUUGUGCUAAAUGAGUUUUGGAUGGGAAAGAAUUUGCAUUGACUUAUAAUGAAUUUGCAUUGACUUAUAUUGUGAUGAUGUGAGUAUUUGAGCUAGAAUUAUAAAAGACUUUUCUGCAUGGAUUGUGCAGAAAAGGUAUAUUACAAUUCAAAAUUAUCCAAGGGUCACUUUCUAAAAUAAAUAAGUUUAUUGAAGAAAGCCCAACAUUAUUUGAAUAUGUAAAUCAAUUCUGGUGUCAUUUGCUAAGUGAAAUCAUUGAAUAUUUUGUCUCAUUUGAAUGAUCUGAGGACAUUGCAUGGCUCCUGCUAAGGUUGUGAGGGAAUAAAGAUAAUGCCAGGAGAUACCACAGAAUGCAACCUACAAUGACAGUCAUUUGGAUAAAAUUGCAUAAUGUUGAUAGAAUAAGUAAUAAAAGUUAAAAAUAAUUAGUGUGAAAUCAUGUUUAGUGGGGUUCUACCAACUUGCAUUUAUCAAAAUGAUACUGAAGUGCAAUCGAAAACAAAGUGCACAGUUUCUUUUUUCCCAGUGCUUGCCAGUCCAGUGAAAUAAUUAAAUCUGGAGACAUUGUUUAAUUGUAUCAUGAUGAUGUUUGACGUUGUCUUCAGGAAUCUUUGGUUACUGGCUCCUUUGACCUGCAAGACAUCCUGUUCUACGGCGGCUGUGGCUUCAGCAUCAUGCGCUGCAUGAGCUUCUGUUUGGAGAACUGCGAGAAGAAGGAAGGAAACUACACUUUCUCUGACUUGCUGAGAUAUAACUUCUACCUCCCCUUCUUCUUCUUUGGACCCAUCAUGACCUUUGACAGAUUUCACGCUCAGGUGAGGGUCUCAGAACCAAAAAAGUGGAGGGAAAGUGAGCAGCCAGGUGGAAUCUGACUGUUUUAACAAUGAACACAAAUGCCAACCGGAUAAAUGAUAUUUGAAUAAUAAUGAUGACAGCCUGUUUUCAAAACCAAAUAUCUUGACUUUUUCAGGCAAACAACACCCAGCUGACCCGUAAGGAGAGGGAGAUGUGGAACAUCACUACCAAGGCUUUGCUGCAUCUGGGAGUGAUUCUGGUGGUGGACGUCUUCUUCCACUAUCUCUACAUCCUGACAAUCCCCAGUGACAUGAAGCUGGUCACCAAGCUCUCUGACUGGUGUCUGGGUGAGUUCAAUCAACUUCAUGUAACGAUAACAAGUCCAGUACAUCUGGUACUAAAGCUUUUAUGUUUUAAAAGAUUUUUGAGUGCUUGUAGGGUGCUGACUGUUUUUAAUCAUACAUAUAUUUAUUAUUUAUGAUUUAUAUUUUAACAUUUAUAUUUUUAUGAGAUUUAAGUCCAUAUUUAUAAUGUGAAGCAAUUCUUAUCAGUGUUUUGAUUUGGGGAUUAAAUUAGCAAAUUAAAUUAUUAGUGUCAUGAACCUCUCUGAUUUGUUGUCAUCCACAGCUCUGCCACUUCACACACUCCACAUUACAUCAGACUGAUGCAUUGCAUCAUUGCUUAGCUCGUAGGCAGUAGCUCAGACUGAAAGUACUUAGGUGGUAUUUUGAUCCAUUGUGACACAGUGUAUAUUAUGUUUGACUUGUCAACUGAGCUCUCUGGUUUUGUAAAGCAAAAUAAGCCCUUCAAUGGCGUAGUGGUCUUGUUGUUUCAUUUUACAGUGGUGGCUCAUCUACAGUGACUCAAAAGGGACCAAAUAACACAUCUAAAAAAAAUAAUGCAUUAAUGUCAGACAAUAAGCCUAACUUCCCUUUAGGAGAAAAAAAUGUGUGGACCAUUAUUUCAAUAGUAAAUUUUUAGCUGGAGCCUUUCCUGCAUUGACUGUGCACCACUUCUAUGCUCAUAUUCCAAUUAAUAAAUUACAAAGAUGUCUGUAUUAUGAAAAUAUUUUUAUGGAAGAUGUUUGACACUAUCAUACAAACAAAAUAUGUAUAUUUACAAAAUAUUUGACAUUAUUGUGGUUUGUAAAUAAUUGCUACUCAAUACCUAUUUAGGUCAGGCACUCUUCCAUGACAGCUUUAUGUGCUGCAGACAGCGCUCAGAGAAAUGUAAAUUAUUAUAAUGCCAAAAAAUUAUUAAGCCAGUCUGCAUUAGCUAAACAAACAAGUUAUUAUGUUUGUGUAUUGGCCAAUCACCAGUAAAUUACCGUUAAUUAGCUUAUGUUAUUAUUGUCAUUAUAUGUUGUUGAGAGAAAAUGUGUUUUUAAAGGAACUAAAAUAGUGGCAGGACCAGAUAAGUUGUUGCUUCCUUUUGCCUCCUCUUGAAAAUUUCAGGAUGUGUUAAAGACAAAUAAAGAUCAAAAAUCAAUGAGUUAAUUUUGAAUUUGUAUUUUGGUGCACUUCUGAAAACUUGGACUCCUAAUACUAAUGUUACUUUGAUCAAGGUCAGGCUUAGAAAACUUACUAAACUAUUAUCAUUGAAGCUUCAUUUAUCAGCGUUAUUCACAUGGCUGUUGUCAUUAUAACUACAAUCCAGUAUUUACAAAAGGGAUUUCAUUCCCAUCCAUCACUUGGACAACUUUCACUAUUAUUACAACUACUUUUAGAGUGUAUCCAGUUAUCGGUGUGUGUUUUUUUGUUCAAACUCCUUAGCUGGUUUGGCUUAUUCCAACCUGGUGUACGACUGGGUGAAAGCAGCCAUGAUGUUUGGUGUCAUCAACACUGUGGCCACACUGGACCACCUGGACCCUCCUCAGCCCCCCAAGUGUAUCACCAUGCUCUACGUCUUCGCUGAGACGUACGUGUUGUGUGCAGUCUUCAAAAUAUUAUCCAGUGUCUUUGUUUUCUAUACCAAAUGAAUGUAGAAGUUGUAGUAAAUCUUUAAAAAAAUGUUGUUCUUUUACAGGCACUUUGACAGAGGCAUCAAUGACUGGCUGUGCAAGUGAGUGUUGAAUUAAAAUACAUGGUUUGAAAUGACAGAGCCUACUGUACACAGAUGAUGAUUCUGACUUAUAAUUUUGCAGGUAUGUUUACGACUAUAUCGGCGGGGAUCACGAUAAAAUCUUCAAGGAGCUCCUGGCAACUAUCUGCACCUUCGCCAUCACCACCCUGUGGCUGGGUCCCUGUCAGCUGGUUUAUAUCUGGUCCUUCUUCAACUGCUUUGGUCUUAACUUUGAGCUGUGGGUUGCCAAGUUCUUCUCAUUCCCUCCAUUUUCCACCAUAGAGGUAAACAAAACAAGCUCUGUUUUAGCUUCGUUGGUUCAUUUUAACUUUGUUUAAUUUAGGCUGUAAUACAUUUGUAUUUAAUGUAUCCAGAAUGCCAUGGGUGAAGCCAUGUCCCGCAGGAUCAGAGGUAUUUUCAAUGCUGCCAACUUCUGGGCCAUUGUCCUCUACAACGUCCUCGCUCUGAACAGUUUGGAGUUCGCCAAACUGGUGGCAAGACGUAUGAUUUUCAAAGGUAAGGGACAACAAAAGUGUAUUGUAACUCCCAGGCUUCUCUGUCACAUUUAGUUAAAGUAAGAAAAAGUCAGAGAGACUUCAAAAGCAACGAAAUCCCUUGAGACUUCAUCCUCCAGAUAUCAGAUAACACAACAGCCCCUUUGUUGUUUUCUUUCAUAAAGAAUAAAAGAAUCUUAUUAGCAGAGGACAAUGAACAAAGUCCUACUUUUCUGAUCUUAUUUCUCCUCCUUUUUGACUCUCACCCCCUAUUUCUCUUCCUCUUUGUGUUUUUGUUCCAGGUUUCCCUCUGUCCACCCUCUCAGUCCUGCUGGUGACCUACUGUGGCGUGCAGCUGGUGAAGGAGAGAGAGAGGGAACAAGCCUUGCUGGAGGAGCCAGAGCCGGUAAAGCCUGUGGAUGGAGGCAAAGAAAAAGCAGAAUAAACAGACAGAAAAUCUGACUUUCACAGAUGUCAUGGUCGACAACCCCCCUCACAUUGCUCUAUCCUCGGCCUUGGGAACCACACCAAAACCGGACUGCAUCAUCCAGUCUUUGUCUUUACCGUUCACAUGCCUGUUUUUGCUUUUCUUUGUCAGAAGUGAGGCAAUGUUUUGAACUGUGAAAAAAUCCUCAAGUGCACUUGCUGUAGAUAAUCGCCACGUCCUUUGGCACAAACCCACCGAAUGUGCAUUUUGUAUUUUAUCUGAAGUAAAGGUUAUUAAACAAAGAAACGCCUGCCAUAUAUUAACAAGGCAAGAAUCUAAAGUAUAUAAAGACAUGCAAUAUUUUAAAGGAGCAGCUACUUUUCUCUGUGUGGUUGUUUCCUGUGAUAUAUAUAUUUUUUUUUAAUCUUUUUUUUUUUUUUUUUUAAAUCAUAAUCAUAUGAUUUUUUUCUCUGUCAGAUUUUGUCUCAAUUUUGCCUUACACACAUUCACAUUACACCCUGGUUAUAAUAAUGUCAAACAGUACUGAAAGGGUUGAAAACUUGAAGAAACUUGAAGUUAUGGUGCCACAUAUGAGUGUAAUGGAGAAUCAGACUAAGGGUGCUGUUAAUUUGUAUUUGUUGUACUUUUACUCAGUAAUUAUACAAGUCAAAUGAUGCAGCAGAGUCUAUUUUAAAUGUGAUUAAGAAUGUAUCAGGUAGCUAUGAUUGUAAAAGAUUUGAAUGUUAUCUAUUUGUUCAGACAGCUUUAUAGUACUGAAGAGGUUUACUGUCAGUGUGACAUUUUGUCACAUCGUUCUCCAACCUUAUUUCGUGAUCCAGGUCCAUAGUCUCUGUGAAAGGCGAUCGGCCCUGCAGGGAAUGAUCAGGGUCAGUCUUCUGCGGCCUGUCACUAAAACCUGCUCUGUGUCCUCACUUAGUGUACAAGGCAGAGAGAGGAGAGCCUGACAGAGAGUAAUUUAUCAUUCACAUAGAGGAUUUUAUCAGAGAAUGAUAAUUUUAAAUGUGUGGUUUAAAAUCAAAGUUGGGUUCAUCACUCAAAAACGGUAAAGUUAAGCUGAAAGUUCUGGUGACGAGGUCAAAUGGAUUUAUUCUUGUAAGCUUGUCUGCAUUAAAAACAUUUUAACCAUUUUAUUUUGUUUAAAUGGAUGAAAAAGCUUUAACAAGUCAAUAAACACUGUAUUGGAUUUCAUUUGUA
Molecule: messenger RNA, 10077 nt
Organism: Xyrichtys novacula (pearly razorfish)
Lineage: Eukaryota; Metazoa; Chordata; Actinopteri; Labriformes; Labridae
Source: the annotation of a GenBank genome assembly